CCUCUGAAACACUGACCCGACUCGAGGAGUAUCAUGCGUGAGAUCGUGUUAACCCAGAACACGUUGGUGAACUGCCCGUGAACUGCCAAUAGGUUAUAAUGUCAUCGCAAAGGUUCCAUCAGAAUGCCCUUUUUGAGAAAAGGAAAAACAGAAGAUGAUCAUUUGCCUUUGAGAAUUUCACCAGAACAGAGUAAACACAACGGUUGAACCAACGAAAGCCAAGUAUGCAGUACCAUAUAUUGGCUCCAUGGUAAAGUAUAGUACUAGAGAACUGCUUGAUCGACACAGGCAGGCAGAUAAUAUGGUCGGGGACAUUUUUAUUGUUGAAUCAACCUACAAUAACAAUGGUGUCUUUCGUGUCCAGUACACGUCUAUUCACGGGAUUCUAUCGAACGACAACGGAGCAUUUUGGAAAAUGCUUGAGAAAUCGUCAAGUUUUCACAAAGAGCUGUAAUAUGCAGCGAGAAACCACCACUAUGGAUACCGUAUACCCUCAGUUUCAAAGGUUUUUGACAGAUAUCCUGAAGGCAAGUCCAGACAAAUACCCCAAGUCAUAUCAUCUGAAGCAGUUCGGUUGGAACGAUUUCAACAAAAUUGGAGCCAUUCACCCUCAUUACCAUGUGGGAUACAGUCUGCUGGCAGCACUACAGCAUUCGCCAGCCCCUGCAGAUGGUGAGCCUGACAAGACCACCUCUUACUUUGGCCGUUGUUUCAGUCUCAACUUCCUCCCUUCAUACCACUCUACUAAUUUCGUUUCCAGGCCAGUCAGAUACGAUUCCUACAUUGCCUACCUAGGGAGGACCUCUACGUACAUCGGCAUUGAACUUCGAGAUGACGAGUCCGACCUGCUUUACAUGACGGGUCAAAUGCAAUGCAUGACGAUUGACCUGAAAGAAAAGAAGCUCCUACCGGUUAGCCUGGAUUCAAUCAAGAAGAAUGAGGGUAAGAUCCCGCUGAAGGAGGCCCCAAAGAGGCAUCAGUUCAUACCAGCGCAGUUUGCGAAAGAUGUCUUCAAGUGGAAGACUGCAGUUCAGUGGAGUGACGUGGACCACAAUGGCCAUGUCAAUCAAAUGCCGUACAUGCGUUUCAUCUACGAUGCAGGGAGUUCUGCAGCUGUGGCUGGGUUCCUCAAGUCCUUCCACCGUGAGUUGAUCCACUAUAGAUUGAAGACCUACGCUGUGGAGUACAUUAAUGAGAUCCAUCAAGGACAAGAGCUUAAAAUUCUCUGUUGGGAGUUGAAGGACAGUCCGGGUACAAUCCAUUUUGAACUUCAUGUUGAAGGUCAUGUUGUCAGUAGAAGCCAUCUGAUAUUCGAUAUACAGCCGCUGGCGAAACUCUAGAAUUGAUAUUCCUUUUAUGAGACUUUGUCAAAAGACAGGAUAGCGUCUUUCGCGCAGGAUUCCUGCAAGCUCCUUUUCAUCCCUAAUCCACAUAAAGACGUGAAAAUAUCAUCAUGGAGUUCUUUACCAGGAGCGCACUUUGUUAAAGCGCCCCCAAUGACCAAGGCGGAAAAAGGAAAGGAACCAAGUCGUUGCCCGACUAUAGACAUCUCACCUAUUAUCAUUAAUGUUAUCCUUUACACCUCAUUUCGGUCCAAAGUAGAUGACUCUGAACCUGCGUUUGGGAUUUUUUUUUAGGUUGCCUCCUCCGUUUUCAUCGUUUUGUUACUUCAUUGUUUUGUUUUGCAGAUUAGUCAGAUUCGUUCUUGUUAAAUUGUUUCGUGUUUAGAUUUAGUUUUUCUCUGUGGUGCCUUUCUCGACUUUACUAAGGCAAGUAAUUCAAUUGUUUACUCCACUUAAUUACAUAAAUUAGAAUGUUAUGUUAUGCGAGGUUGGUCAUAGUCACACUCUUGGUUUGAAAGUUAUUCAAAAUAAUUGGAUGGUAUCAUAUCAAUCUAUAAUUUCAGGUG
Messenger RNA from Lytechinus variegatus (green sea urchin), 1909 nucleotides. RefSeq lists its product as uncharacterized. Lineage: Eukaryota; Metazoa; Echinodermata; Echinoidea; Temnopleuroida; Toxopneustidae. Bases 345 to 1340 code for a protein of 331 amino acids. The transcript has 3 exons. The record is from RefSeq and is a predicted model, not a curated record.